This is a messenger RNA of Zerene cesonia (dogface butterfly), 5290 nucleotides long. Its product is annotated as proteasome activator complex subunit 4-like. The coding region runs from base 335 to 5290 and encodes 1651 amino acids. Gene Ontology annotation, cellular component: nucleus; cytosol. Gene Ontology annotation, biological process: proteasomal ubiquitin-independent protein catabolic process. The transcript has 21 exons. The record is from RefSeq and is a predicted model, not a curated record. Gene Ontology annotation, molecular function: peptidase activator activity; proteasome binding. Lineage: Eukaryota; Metazoa; Arthropoda; Insecta; Lepidoptera; Pieridae.
CAACAUUUUCCAAUUUACCUAUUCAUCGCAGAAGUACUAUAACAACAAUUUGGUUUAUAUAUGUUUAUCAUCCUAUAAGCUAAAUGUCAAGUUAACGAUAGAUUCUUGUAAAAUGGAACGUAAAUUUCUAGUGAUCAUUACGAAUUCAUUUCUGGCGGAAUAAAAAUCAAUGACUUGUAUAAAUUCGAUGUUGUUUUGAUAUUUCUAUGUCGGUAUCUACAUUAAUUGUUUGUGCGGGUGUUAUAAAUUGAUUGUAUUCUUUUAUUAUUGAAUAGUCAAGAAUAAUCGUACAUAAAUGUUGUGAUUUACGAAUAAUUUAUACAAAUCUAUAAAAAUGCUGCAAGACGACGAAUUUGAGCUUAUGGUGACGACGGAGGAAAGGGUGAAAAGGUUGGGAUUUCGUCCUCAAAAGGAAAUUUUGACCAACCAUCUGUUGCCAUAUGCCGAAGAGCUCGAUGAGGAGUCCAACAAGUUCCUCGCACAGGUCAAGAUAAACCUGGCGAAGGCGGUAAUGCUCCGGGAAAUGAAACCAGCCUGUGGCGUAUGGACAUCCAGGCUAAUGAAAUAUAUCAGAAUAUAUGGAUUGAAAUUCAGCAAAGAAGAUCAUUUAGCCUUUAUAAAGCUUGCAUAUGAACUGGUCCUCAUUCCUGAUUUGGAGCCAUGUAAAAUUCAUAAAUUUUGCACAUUGUUUAUCAUGCUUACCAAGAAAAGACAUUUAAUACCACCAGAGGAACUAACCUUGUCGUGGAGACCACUUUUUGAACUUGGAAAAGCAUUGUUUGAUACGAAUUCAACACAGAUUGGAAUGUUUCACUAUCUCACGCCCAAACGAUCUGGGAAUAAAGCUUCAAUGCUCGAUAUGGUACGAAAGUUCUUAUCUGGUUAUGGGCUAGAUGACGCACUCGAACUAUUUGGCCUGGCGUCACCCACAGAGGAUGAAUUACCAACGUCCCUUGAGGCGUCUUAUACGUCUAUGGUGAAAUGUGCUAGACCGUACUUCGAUGUUGGUGCUACAAAAGAAAUGCUUGACGAAUUUUUGCCUUACAUCAGCCCAUGGUCUAUGAGUACUCAUAUGAAUACGCCGCUGGUAUUUUUGCCCAUAGGAUUGAACCCACGUUACGCCUCGCAAGGUCACGAAUUGUGGUUUGAUAAAUUAAACACACUCUGGGAUACUUGCUCCAACGCUCAAUGUGGUGUUACGGACAUAAUGGUACUUUUCGCCAAUUUAGCUAAGAGGAAUCCUGGGGCAGUAGAUUGGAGUCCACAUGCACCAAAGAUGUUUAUGAGAUUCCUUCAUGCUCUUAACCUACCUGUGUCUUAUAAAGAUAUGCACCACAAUAAGCAUAACAAUUUGGACAUGAAAUAUGUGGCAUCAUGGAUUGUGUGGACAAUUAACCCUGACGGUGUGGUUUUGAAGCAUUUAAAAUCGUUCUUAGCGGGUGUCGAAAGUUAUUUACAUAGCGCAAAUGCGGGUCGGUGGUCAUAUAAACUGAGGGAUCUGCUGAAAAAAUUAGCCAGAGAGUUUUUAAACAGAGUGCGACGCGAAAGUGAAAAAAGAUAUUUAGAUUCCUGGGAAAACAAAACGCCGGACGCUUAUAAACUCCGAGAAGAAGACAUAACGGAGUUCGUGCAACUCGUCCUUGAACCAACAUAUCAAGCAGUGUAUACGCGGAGUGGAGUACUAGACGUAUCUGUCGCCUUACAAAACCUCGCUACAUUGAGACCUGCCAUAGUGAUUCCUCCUUUGCUGGAAAAAUUUAAAACUGCCCUGACCUCACUAACGGAACCUCACAGAGUGACAGCCGCUAUGUCCGCAGUCUCAGCAGUGGUUCGACCAAUGCUUAGGGGCGCUGAUGCUGGUUAUCCAGAAGGUCAAACCCACGUUGUCCCCAUUUUGAUGGCAGUUCUGCCCGGCCUCGACCCAAAUGACAUUAAAAAAACAAUAGUCACCUUGCAUUUGAUAUUGAUGUUCAGCAGUAUGAUAUCCUAUAUAGAUUGCAGCUCUGCUCACGAGCACUGGACGGAUUUGACAGAAGAAGAACUCUUAACGUGUGAAUCGACUGCACAGCUAGAAGAUUUUGUUCUUGUUUUCCUCGAUAAACUGCUUACAAUUAUUGAGUCUAGUACUAUGGAACUCCCACGAUUGGAUACCAAAGACUCCGACUUGGUACGCAGUAAGACAGAUGCCGUGAUGGAGACUGCUAUUUCGUCCGCAGUGCAGUCAGUUUUAAUGCAAUGUUCGCCGAAAAUAUUUAAAGAAGCUCUUCGAAAGUUUAAGGCGUUUGCCACUGAAUCAACAUAUGAAACAAACGUUUCUGGAAGCAUGAUUGGUGUUUUGUUGAAAGUUUUCGCGCGUAUAGAUGCGGAGUCAACACUUGCAGCGUUUUUACCACAACUUAGUGAAGAACUGCUCGAACUUAUGUCCACUGAAGAAGCUUUACGCGAUGAAAAUCCACCGCGCGAUCUUGUGUACAGACUCGUUCUAUUUAUGCAAGUUGUCUGCUGUGAUGGGACAGUCCUGAUAAAAUAUAUUCCUCAAAUUUUGCCAGUCCUUGAUAAAGCACUCAAGUUGCAUUCCAAUUAUGCGUUAACUCGUGCGUCUGAUUGCUUGAGUAAUAUAUUUAAUUCUUUGGCCUAUAUUGAUUUAAAGGAAGGUAAAUGUUCGCCAAAGGAUUAUGGCAGUGCUCCAGAGAAAUGGUUGCCUAUUCGCGAGUGGGGUAGUGGGUGUUUAAUGAAAGAUGUGAAUUUUAAAUGGCAUGUACCGUGUAAAGAAGAAGCUGAUUGUGCCCAGAUGUUGGUAGAUCGGUAUUUGAAGCCAGAAAUCAAUAGAAUCAAGCAAUGGCUUAAUGAUGAGCGACCAAUGUGCCGUGAGAGAAGAUUACGCAGCUUCCACAUAAUAAAUUCGGUACUGUCGUGUAGCACACUUUUACCGCCACCCAAUGAGGAGCCUAUUCCACUUUUGGAAUCCCAUGUACCAGCAACAAAUAUGCCUUAUUCCAAUGGUGUUAAGCACACAGUUACCUUGGACGGUAUGAACUUGAGGGUGGCCCUGACACGUCUUCUCUUGGAUGUCCAGUCUCGUAUGUUGGCUGAAAAGACGGAUGACACGCGUGGUUUGGAAAUGCUGUUACAGGUCUGGGAGAGAGUGAUAGUAAUAAAGAAUUUACGUAACGGCCCCGGUUUAGAAACACGAAUGCGAUCAUACGGUGCUCUAGAACGUGCCUUAGAAGGCAGAGGGGGUCUAGGUGGGGGGCCGGUGAAGCCCGGUGGUGCUCGUCUGCGAAUGCUACUGGCUGAUGCUGCUCGACUCCAAGAAGAGGCGAGGCUGGACUUGGUGUGUGACUCUGGGAUCACACCCUCAGCUCUCGAUGGCCUCAACGCCUUGUACGAACUAUCCAUAAAUACAUAUAGUUCCGUUCGCAUCGCGGCCCAAGUACCACUGUAUUGGAUGCUGAGUCACUACGCAUAUUCAUACCGGGUUCUUGUCCCGAAAUUAGUCGAACUAUUCAGCUCCAUAGGAGAGGGUGACGAAUGGCACGCCAAGCAUAAAGGAGCACUUUGCAUCCUAUUGGGCCCCAAAACGGGGCCAAUUAUUGCUAAGCAAGAUUGGGAAGUCGUUAGAGCUCUUUGGCCAGCAAUGUUGAAAGCGCCAGUCAGUGAAAAACCAAGUAUACAUAGACUCGAACAAGCAUUCAGCGACUCUUUGCACCGACACUUCCCAGCCACAAACACGAGGCUCACGAUCACAGACACUUGCGUUGAAUCAGCAAAACUUCUCAUGACCGAGGAACAAUUUAAUGAUCCAGAGUUCCAAAAUAUAUUCAGUAAGGCUAAGGAAAUAGAAGAAGCCCUUUCGAACCACGCUGAGAAACAAUAUCUUGAACUUAUCGAUGAAUUGGUGGGCAUUGCUGAGUCAUCAAAUGUUCAAUGGCGUCGCUUAGAGUUAGCUAUGCAAAUGCUAACAUUCUGUCCGUCCCUCCAAACACCGUAUCCGCCUAGCGCUGUUAGACUCUUCGUCAAGUCACUGGUACAUGAAGACAUAAUUGUCAGAAGAAUUGCCGGUCGGUUAACUCUGUACGCUAUUAAGCAACGUAAGAGCAAAGUAAAGAAAAUCAAAGUGGAUCCUUAUGAAGUGGCUGGUGUUCCAAAACCAGAAAAUCACAUACCAGGCUAUAGAAAAGAUCUUGAAUGGGCACUUUGGUCACCAGAAAGAGAAUUAACAACUGACGAAGACUGGGAUAAGCCUUGGUUAAGAAAUGUCUCCUGUGGAUUUUAUGCUUGGCCCAAAUAUAUCGAGGUAGCAGCACCUCAAAAAGAACAGAACCUUGCUUUAGAUAGAAAUCCUGAAGACAUGGAAGAGGGUGAACGGUAUCUUUUUGAGUUCUUCGCUGAUGAACAGAACAUCAACAAAUUGCUGAACUUCCUGACAGUGGAGGAAAAGAAAGGGAAAGAUAAAUUCAACGUGAUGCGUUGUACCAUGUUCAGGAUGAUAUUCGCGAACUUCGGCGAGCGGGUGUGCGCAAAGCUAAUGGAGCACGCACUGGCGUGCGCGGGCAAGCCGGACGAGACGAUGCAGCGGUUUGCGGCUGAGAUCGCGUCGGCCGCGCUGCGGGCGCCCCGGGACUGGCCCCGGGAAAGGGCGCUGGCCCUGCAAAGAGACGCUAUGAAGAUUGUUGUUGUUGGUCUAACAGCAGUAAUCCCAGAUUCAACGGAGGAUUGGAGCACAUGCAUGAUAAACGCAGUGGAGAAGAUGGAUCCCACACGCAAUACGGAAGUGCUGAAAUCACUGUUACAGUUGUGUGCGCCCUCGCUGGGUGACAGCACUGACCAGGAAACUUCAUUUGUGGCUUGUGCUCGAAUAUAUGCACUGCAGGACGCAAUCAACGCGCUCGCCUGGCGCGCGCCCGCAUACGCCGCGGAAUUGUUGAAAAGAUUAGAAGCAGCUAAUUUUAUGCAACAUCCAUACCAGAAUGUUCGAGAAAACGUGGGCGUUGCUUUCAUGGCGAUAUUUAAUACGGACGUGGUGUUUCCCGGCGGCGAUAAUAAAUAUGCACCGAAAUUGGAAGAUUUCCUCGAUUCUAUAAAACCCAAGAUUGCUGCUUUGUACGACGAACACGGAGAUAUCGUGAUAAAAUCAGCGGCGGCGAUGGCGGAACAGUGCAGCAGUGCGUGCGCGCAACAGGCGAGCCACGGCCCACAGAGCUCGGCGCUGGUGCGGCAACUGCAGGGGCUUGUGGAGGCGCACCGCGGACCGCACGACGAUCGACCGCAGGUUUCUAGAACAAUCUAA